AUGUUGGAUAAUAUGUGGUCAUGUUGUUAUUACGCCUUCACUUCGUAUCUAGUCGUACGAUUGUUGAAGUUCUUGUUCAUUAUUGCCAAGUGUUUUUGCGUACACAUACUUACUCCCGUUUAUAAUCUGGAUCAUCUUAAGGAUUCGUGGACAGUAGUGACCGGCUGCACAGAUGGUAUCGGCAGGGCGUACAUUGAGGAGCUGGCGAGAACUCGAGGAAUAAAAAGGUUCUACUUGGUCGGGAGAAAUCGCCAGAAACUCGAGACUGUAGUGACACAGAUGGCUGUGUUCGACUUCGAAUAUGACGACUAUUCUAAGCUUCCACAAGAGUUGAAGACGUUGGACGUCGGUAUUCUCAUCAAUUGUGCUGGCAUCGCCCCGAAUCAAGUUGGAAACUUUGUUGAACUGCCAGAGCAGUUAGCGUCGAAGAUUUUGCGUGUUAACCUAAUGUCCAGUGUUAAGAUGAUCGAAUUUAUUCUACCUGGUAUGAUCCAACGUAACAGAGGUUGUAUUGUAAAUAUCUCGUCAAUGACGGGUUGGCGUCCACUACCUUAUCUCAGUACUUAUCCAGCAAGUAAGGCGGCUAUCGCUUUCUUUUCGGAUUCUCUUAGUGAUGAGUUCCGUCACACUAAAGUUCGAAUACAGUGUCUUAUUCCUCUACUGGUUGCAACCAAGGCUGCUUCGUACGAAACCACUGAUGCGAACAACUUAUUUAUCAUUAGUCCCGAAGACUACGCAAAGCAGGCCGUUCGUGCAAUUGGACGAUUUGAGAUUCUCACUGGCUGUAUCCAACAUGAUAUUCAGGGGAGUAUCGCUUUUGGGACGCUGCUCUCUUUCUGGGCCUUCAAAAUGCUCUACGUACCGUUGGUGAUUUUGGGAAUACACAAGGAUCGCGUAGCAGCCUUCCAGAAGAAUCAUCAAAAGCAAACUUAG
Angiostrongylus costaricensis is the source of this 933-nucleotide messenger RNA. NCBI's taxonomy places the organism in Eukaryota, Metazoa, Nematoda, Chromadorea, Rhabditida, Metastrongylidae. The record is from the annotation of a GenBank genome assembly.